Messenger RNA from Microtus oregoni (creeping vole), 936 nucleotides. RefSeq names its product olfactory receptor 8G1-like. Gene Ontology annotation, cellular component: membrane. The coding region runs from base 1 to 936 and encodes 311 amino acids. The record is from RefSeq and is a predicted model, not a curated record. Lineage: Eukaryota; Metazoa; Chordata; Mammalia; Rodentia; Cricetidae. Gene Ontology annotation, molecular function: odorant binding; G protein-coupled receptor activity; olfactory receptor activity. The transcript has a single exon. Gene Ontology annotation, biological process: G protein-coupled receptor signaling pathway; sensory perception of smell.
AUGGCAUCAGGAAAUCAUUGUACAGUGGAUGAGUUUAUCCUAACUGGGCUCUCAAAGAAUUCAGGUCUCCAGCUGCCUCUCUUCCUCCUCUUCCUAGGAAUCUAUGUGGUCACUGUGGUGGGGAAUCUGGGCAUGAUCACCCUGAUUGGGCUCAGUUCCUACUUGCACACACCAAUGUACUAUUUCCUCAGCAGUCUGUCCUUCAUUGAUCUCUGUCAUUCCACAGUUAUUACCCCAAAAAUGUUGGUGAACUUUGUGAAAGUGAAAAACAUCAUCUCCUAUCCCGGAUGCAUGACUCAGCUCUACUUCUUCCUCAUUUUUGCCAUUGCAGAGUGUCACAUGUUGGCUGCAAUGGCAUAUGACCGCUAUGUUGCCAUCUGUAACCCCUUGCUUUACAAUGUAACCAUGUCCCAUCAGACUUACAGUUCCCUGAUUUCAGGGGUGUAUAUUAUUGAUGUGGUUUGUGCAUCAGCGCACACAGGCUUCAUGAUCAGAGUUGAGUUCUGUAACUUAGAUGUGAUCAACCACUAUUUCUGUGAUCUUCUUCCCCUCCUGAAGCUUGCUCACUCUAGCACUUAUGUUAAUGAGUUGUUGAUACUAUGUUUUGGUACUUUUAACAUUGUUGUCCCAACGUUAACUAUUCUUACUUCUUACAUCUUCAUCAUUGCCAGCAUCCUCUCCAUUAGUUCUACUGAGGGCAGGUGUAAAGCCUUCAGCACCUGCAGCUCCCACAUCUCUGCUGUUACUGUGUUCUUUGGUUCGGCUGCAUUCAUGUACUUACAGCCAUCCUCAGUCAACUCCAUGGAACAAGGGAAAGUGUCAUCUGUGUUUUAUACCAUUGUUGUGCCCAUGCUGAACCCCUUAAUCUACAGCCUAAGGAAUAAGGAUGUCAGUGUUGCCCUGAAGAAAAUACUAAACAGAAAAUCGUUCAUGUAA